Molecule: messenger RNA, 3981 nt
Organism: Scatophagus argus
Lineage: Eukaryota; Metazoa; Chordata; Actinopteri; Scatophagidae
Gene: nf2a
Product: NF2, moesin-ezrin-radixin like (MERLIN) tumor suppressor a
Exons: 16
Coding region: 602-2377 (591 amino acids)
Biological process (GO): regulation of cell shape; positive regulation of protein localization to early endosome; regulation of organelle assembly
Cellular component (GO): cytoskeleton; adherens junction; plasma membrane
Molecular function (GO): cell adhesion molecule binding; actin binding
Source: RefSeq, a predicted model, not a curated record
AUGCACCAUCGUAUUUAGACGAGAGAGCUGACAAAUGGUUAGCAGUUGUUCGCUAGGACUUCUUGUUUAGCACAGUAAAGUCUAAGUGUUUGAACUCUUUAUAGUGACCUAAUAUUUUUUUCAGGCACAGAGAUGUAAACAUGAUUGGAUUUCACGGUACGGAGACGUAUAACUUUAGUGUAAGAUAAGCGCUUAUAGUUGAUAAGUAAUGUUAGUUAGCUAACUUAGUUUCUAUUAUUCAACCAAGCUAACGUUAGCAGCACGCUUUGGGCAAUUAUUUAUCAGCUUUUCUAAGGUAGCUAGAAUUGACGAAACAUGCCAAAUACAUAACGCAUUCAUAAGGCAUUCAUAAACAAAGGAAAUGUCAGUGUAAGGCCCAUAAAAACUUUAAAUGAACUUGCUUUUAAGAACCUAUCUUGAACAAGCUCUCGUUGAGGUACACAGGCGCAUGCAGAGCUGUGUUUAUCUUUUGAUAACUAACUUAAGCUGCACCGAUUAACUCAUCUGCUGUCCAUAGAGUAUAAAACACAUAAUGCCUUGACAGUUCACAUGGUUUGUAGGAAUUAACUCCCUUGUACAGUUAGGUUAGCAGUUAUUCGCCAUGGCAAGUGCCUUAGCAGCGAAAAUGGGAUUUAACUCACUGAUGAGAAGACAAGCUAGAAGUUUCAACGUCAGGAUCUGCACCAUGGAGUCAGACAUGGAGUUCAGCUGCGAGGUCAAGUGGAAAGGUAAAGAUCUUUUUGACUUGGUAUGCCGAACUCUGGGACUGAGGGAGACGUGGUUCUUUGGGCUCCGGUACAACAUCAAGGACACAGUUGCUUGGCUGAAGAUGGAAAAGAGGGUUCUAGAUCAGGAGGUACCAAAGGAGGAACCAAUUAUCUUUCAUUUCUUGGCCAAGUUUUACCCUGAAAAUGCUGAAGAGGAGCUAGUGCAAGAUAUCACACAGCAUCUCUUCUUCCUACAGGUGAAGAGGAAGAUCCUUGAAGAAGAGAUACACUGUCCACCAGAGGCGUCUGUGCUGUUGGCCUCUUACGCCGUCCACGCCAAGUACGGAGACUACGACCCAAACGUCCACAAACCUGGCUUCCUGGCUCAGGAGGAACUGCUGCCAAAGAGGGUGAUUAACUUGUACCAGAUGACUGCAGAAAUGUGGGAGGAGAGAAUCACGGCGUGUUAUGCAGAGCACAGGGGCAGAACAAGGGAUGAAGCUGAGAUGGAGUAUUUAAAAAUAGCUCAGGACCUGGACAUGUAUGGCGUCAAUUACUUUUUAAUCAGGAAUAAAAAGGGAACAGAUCUUCUUCUGGGAGUGGACGCCCUGGGUCUGCAUAUCUAUGACCCAGACAACAGGCUGACACCCAAGUGCUCCUUCCCUUGGAAUGAGAUCCGCAACAUCUCCUACAGCGACAAGGAGUUUACCAUCAAACCUCUGGACAAGAAAACAAAUGUUUUCAAGUUCAACUCUUCACGUCUGAGAGUCAACAAGUUGAUCCUUCAGCUGUGUAUAGGGAACCAUGACCUGUUUAUGCGCAGGCGGCGGGUCGACUCACUUGAAGUACAGCAGAUGAAGGCUCAGGCCAGAGAGGAGAGGGCCCGAAAACAGGUAGAGAGGCAACGUCUGCAAAGGGAGAAGCAGAUGCGGGAGGAGGCAGAGAGAGCCAGGGAUGAGCUGGAAAGGAGGCUGAUUCAGAUGCAGGAUGAGGCCCACAUGGCCAACGAGGCACUGCUGCGUUCAGAGCAGACGGCGGACCUGCUGGCUGAAAAGGCCCAGAUCGCGGAGGAGGAGGCCAAGCUGCUGGCCCAGAAAGCUGCCGAGGCUGAGACAGAGAUGCAGCGCAUCAAAGUGACAGCCAUCCGUGGCCAGGAGGAGCGGCGGCUCAUGGAGCAGAAGAUGCUGGAGGCAGAGAUGCUGGCCCUCAAGAUGGCUGAGGAAUCAGAAAGGAGAGUCAAGGAGGCUGAGCAGCUGAAGCAGGACCUGCAGGAAGCCAAGGAGUCGGAGCGCAGGGCAAAGCACAAGCUGCUGGAGAUUACGAGCAGGGCUGUCUAUUCGGCUCCUGGACUGCCGCCUGACAGCAUGCCUCCCGACCUGAGCUUCAGCAGGGAAAACCUCAGCUUUGACUUUAAAGAUACCGACAUGAAACGUCUCUCCAUGGAGAUUGAGAAGGAGAAGGUCGAGUACAUGGAGAAGAGCAAGCACCUGCAGGAGCAGCUCAAUGAGCUGAAGACCGAGAUUGAAAGCCUAAAGCUGAAGGAUAGGGAGACUCCUCUAGACAUCAUUCACAACCAGAACGCCGAGCAGGGGACCAGCAAGCACAGCAACUUUAAAAAGCUCACACUACAGAGCACCAAGUCCAGGGUGGCUUUCUUUGAGGAACUCUGAACUACAUACCUGUAAAGACGGAGAUGCACAACUGCCAAGAACCUCACGACUCUACAUUCCUGGUCAGUUUAAACGAUUGGCCACACUACAAAGCCUUAUGCUUCACUUCCUGAGAGGCACUGUGAGACACUACGGACAGAAAAAAAUGACCACUGCCUUGAUCUGCACCACCUCCAUGUGCCGCAACUGUGCGCUCAAACAAGGCCACAUGCAUAAUGUUCCUGCACUAAAUCUGGGAUUCGUGAAAAAAAUGUGUGUGUGUUUACAGUACGAGUGUGUGGAAUAGAGCACAUUGUCCUUGAAUGUUUUGAAGUGAACUUGGGUGGGGAUUUCAUUCAUGUCAUAGAACAAAGGUAGACAAUGCAAAAAGAAAAAAAAAUGUUUUUUGACCAUGCUGUAUCCAGUCUGGCUCUGAUGAGUUAGUAUUUGUGCAGUUUAGAAUGGUUAUUAUGUCAUGUCCAAAUGACCUACAUAGUUUGUAUGCCAGACUGUUUUGAAAUUCAAAGAGAAAUAAACCACUAAGGGAUAAAGUUUAAAAACAAAAUGAAUUGAUUGUAUUAUACUAUAUCAUAUGACUGAUAUGCUGGCCUUACUCUGACCUAAAUAUUUGAUAUUUAGUAGUUCUAGGCAGCAAAAUACUGUGUUGUCCUAGACUUGCGUCUGCUUUAACUCUGGCCAUUUGGUUUAUGAUGCCAGCAAACUCCUGCAUAUCAUAUAUUCUUUCUUCCCUUAAUGAGUUCAUGCUCCCUUAGUUUUCUGGUUUCAGUGGAAAGUUUAAAUGAAAAAUGUCAUGUGCAAGCAGCAAAACGGGGCAUUUCUUUGCCACAGCACAUGAAAACAACCAUUUCUUACUAACCCUGGGAGCUGAUGGGCUGUGGUGGGUAUUACAUGCAACAACACAAAAAUCCACUGUUGUGUUGCUAACAGUCCAUUUGUAUUGGUUGUGCUUUUUUUAAAUUUCACAAUUUGUGCCCAUGUUUGUGCCUUUAUGCAACUUUUUUUAUGGUGAAUAUAGACAAAGUGUUGCACAUGAGGCCUUAGAAUCAGUGGUUACAUCUCCUAAUAUGUACACAGACAAGUUACAUAUUGUAUCUGUGACUGCCUCAAGCAGUUCAACACUUGAUUAGGGUGUCCUUAUGAAAGACACCCAGUGCACUACGCUCUUCUCUCAAAAAUGAGGAGACGAUAUAACUUUGUUAUCCGUUGUACCAGGUGAUUCUUAGAGGAAUUUGAACUGGAUGAAGGAACUGUGAUUCUUGGAUGUGAGAUUUUGUUACAUCUAUCAUCUGUCUCAGUUUUUCUUUUUUUUUUUUUGUGAAGACAACCACUUUUUCAUAACAUGAAUUUGCAUCUAUUUUGAAUUAAUGCAUCUUUUUUGAAUUAAUGUGCUCUUUCCCUCUGAAAGCAAUUUAUUUUGGGAAAUUAUAAGAUGAAGAAAAUACAGUAGUUUUUCUUGCUGUCUGCAUUUAACAGUAAUAAUAAGCAGUAUUUAAAAUGAAACUCUGGGUGAAGUUAAAAUACCUAUAUUACUAUGUCUACAUUUUCUCAGAAACUUUGUAACAUGUAUGUUAGUUACCUGUGGAAUAAAUGAAUAUCAGGUCUUA